GCAAGUUCCACACUGGCCAUGGAGGAGUCCACGUUCAGGGAGCCCGUGCUGGACGCCAAGUCGGAGGUCACCGGCCAGGUGAGUGGCCGCCCCGCCGUGUCUGCUGCUCGGGCGCGCGGUCCCCGCCUCUGCUCGCCUACCCUUCCCCGGUCUGCGCUUCCCAAUUGCACCUGAGGGCAUAGCCACCGUGGCUGUCAUUUAAACUGCCCAGCCCCUAGAGUGCAGCCCGAGCGUGGUUCCACCAUUAUUAGGCAACCUUUAUUCCAAGCUUAUAGAUUUUCAGUGGAAACUGGGCAUGGCUGUGAGCUCAGACAGCUGCCGAUCCCUCAAGUACCCUUACGUGGCAGUGAUGCUGAAGGUGGCAGAUCAUUCUGGCCAAGUAAACAGCAAGUCCAUCGAGAUGACAAUUCCACAGUUUCAGAAUUUCUACAGACAGUUCAAGGAAAUUGCUGCUGUAAUUGAGACUGUGUGAGAACUGAUUCGUGAUUCUAAAGUAAUGGACUCUUCCUUCCAAAAGAGAACUGCAUAUGAUCACAGAAUAUUUAUACAGUGAAAAUUGAGCUUCUGGGGUUGGAGAGAUGACUCAGAGGUUAAGAGCACUGGCUGCUCUUCCAGAGGGACCCAGGUUCAAUUCCCAGUACCCACAUGGAAGCUUCCAACUGUCUGUAACUCCAGUUCCAGAGGACCCGACACACAUGCAGGCAAAACACCAAUGCGUAUAGAAUAAAAAUAAUUAAUUAAAAAAAAAAUUUCACUUCUAAUUUUUUAAAACAAGUUUUUUAAAAAUCAAGUAAACAUGUAUUUUAGUGGUGACCAAUACUUAGCCUAGUCGGUGAGAUAAAAGUGAUUGUAUUAACCACUAAUGUGUGUAGAUAAUAUAUAAUUAUAGAUGAAUAGUGAUACUAUUAAAUGCAACACAGUUUUGUGUAUUAGGAGAAAAAUUUGAAAUCUUACUGAUAACAGACCUAACUUUAUAAAUAAAAUCUUGUCUGGACUUUACAUGAAGUUAAGAAAGCAAUUAUCAAUUAAAACUGCUUCACAAAUUCA
Molecule: messenger RNA, 1047 nt
Organism: Arvicanthis niloticus (Nile rat)
Lineage: Eukaryota; Metazoa; Chordata; Mammalia; Rodentia; Muridae
Gene: Commd6
Product: COMM domain containing 6
Molecular function (GO): NF-kappaB binding
Source: RefSeq, a predicted model, not a curated record